This is a messenger RNA of Leguminivora glycinivorella, 1010 nucleotides long. RefSeq names its product histone H3.3A. Gene Ontology annotation, cellular component: nucleosome. The record is from RefSeq and is a predicted model, not a curated record. NCBI's taxonomy places the organism in Eukaryota, Metazoa, Arthropoda, Insecta, Lepidoptera, Tortricidae. Gene Ontology annotation, molecular function: DNA binding; structural constituent of chromatin; protein heterodimerization activity. Bases 159 to 569 code for a protein of 136 amino acids. The transcript has 3 exons.
CGACGGCAACCAAUCAACGGGCAUUGAACUAGCGUCACUGAACGUUAACCCGCCAUUCUCUCGGCGCCAUUUUGAGCAUAUGAUCAUUGUUGUGAAGCUCCGUGUGUAAAUUGUGUUUAAUUUCGUUGAAUCCCUGCAAAUCAUUGUAAAAGCUAAAAAUGGCACGUACCAAGCAGACUGCUCGUAAAUCCACGGGAGGAAAGGCUCCUCGCAAACAGUUGGCCACCAAAGCCGCGCGUAAAUCGGCGCCAAGCACUGGUGGAGUCAAGAAGCCCCAUCGUUACCGCCCUGGUACCGUGGCUCUUCGUGAAAUCCGUCGUUACCAAAAGUCUACCGAGUUGCUCAUCCGCAAGCUGCCUUUCCAGCGUCUCGUGAGAGAAAUUGCUCAGGAUUUCAAGACUGAUCUGCGUUUCCAGUCUGCUGCCAUUGGCGCUCUCCAGGAAGCGAGUGAGGCUUACCUCGUCGGCCUGUUUGAGGACACCAACUUGUGCGCUAUCCACGCUAAACGUGUGACCAUUAUGCCUAAAGACAUUCAGCUGGCCCGACGAAUCCGUGGAGAACGCGCUUAAUUAAGUCAUAGUGUAUUUUACUAUAAUUUAUAUGUAAUUCAAUUAAUAUUAAAUUCCAUAACAUUUUUCUAUAACAUCUCACAUGUAACUUGUCUUUUAUUAACAUUCAUAACUAUAUUUGUAAGUGGCAGAACUGAAUUUUUUUAUACAUACAUUCUUAUUGUGUAAGUUUACUAUGUGUUCGCAUUAGAUACUGGGGUGAAUGUUAGGCGACAAUGAGUUUACAAUUUUAUUGUAAUUUUUUCUUGAUAAUUUUGAUGCAAGAUACGGUUACAGUAUCAUGUGCGAGGCAGUAGUUUUAUUUUUAGUGACUGUAGCUCUAAUUAGUGUAAAAGGCAAUGUCGUUGCUGAGACAGUAUGAGAAUUCAUAGCAGUAAUUUGAUGCACUUAAUGUAUGUGUAAUGAGAAAACUUGGUGUUGAUUAAAUAUAAUUAGAAUCUA